CUUCAAAGCAAACACAGAUUCCCCCUCCCCCUUAAUAUUUAAGAAUUAAAAGAUGAUGAGAAAUAAGGACAAAAGCCAAGAGGAGGACAGUUCGCUACACAGCAAUGCAUCGAGAGUCACCUGGAAUGCUUUAUCUUCUGAAGCUUACAAAUACAGUUUGUUCAAAUCACGAUUUGUUUCAUAUUUGUUGGAGUACAUUAUUAGUGACUAAGUAAUAAAGCCUCUGAGACAUUUUGUUGUAUGAACUGUAUAUUAAUUUUUAAAAGUGCUUAUGAAUACAUUUCUUGAUGUGUGUUCUUAUAAAUUGUCAUGAAUUUUAAAUCAUGCAGUUAAGGAUGUGAUUGGUUAUAUGAUUUUUUUAUCCAAUUUUGUUUUUACUUCUAUAAUUUUAUAGAAAUAUACUUUAUUAUUAGGUUAGUGAAUUCAAAAGUUUUGAGAUGGUUUAUUGCAAGGUUGAGUUUUAUUUAUGUUUUAUUAUACUUAACAAUAUUUUGACCCUUUAAAAAUACUUUCUAAAUUCUUUUGCAAAUUGAGUUGUCACACAGUUUGGACUGUCUUUUGAACUGAACUGCCCAUGUAAUUACCCAGGUUUGAUUUAGGACAGGAAACUUAUCUAACUGAUCCUAAACUGCUUUUUCUGAGAAGUUAACACCAAUUUGAAGAAACAGGAAUCCCCAGGUGGAUUUGACAAAUUACUAAAGAUUCAGUAUCUAAAAUUGUUACUCCCUUGAGUAUUUAUGAUUUGCAUAGUCUCACAUAGGUUUUGGCUCUCUUAUGCAAGGUUUGUGGUUAACAUCAUUGAUGAGACUGCCUUCUAAUUUAAAAAAUUAAGCAGUGUUGCUAUUCUUUCUUUUAAUAAUUUACUUACCUAGAAAACGACUUGGAAGUUAUCAUGACUUUGCCUGUUGGCAGUGGGGUUACAGCUUAACUGGAAGCGUGCACUGUACUUUCAAAUGCAUUUUGUCAAGUGUUUUGAUUCACAAACCUGAUGAAUGUCCAAAAAUAUCUGAUAGACUCCCUGAAGAUGGAGUUUUAAAUUAGUUAUUCGAAAUUGCAUAUCUGAAUACAUGUACAUAAUUAUGACAUCACUUCCUUUUAAAAUUAUAAAGCUUAACAGGAUGCUAGUGGUGUUUUAUUGUAGUAGAUUAAUGUUACUUUUAGGAAGCUACAUUUAAGGAGACUGUUUAGGUACUAGUACUUGGUCCCUUAAUCCAUUAGAAUUUCCUCGCUAGGACCUAGUUUCUAUGGCACAAAGUCUAGUGUGCAGGGAAUACUACAAAAAUUUUGUAUCCUGAGCCACAAGAGGGGAAGGGAGGAGUUUGCAGGUCAAGUAAACUUAGAAUUACUUUAGGAAUAUGAAAGGAUUGAGUGCAAGUUUAGGUAAACCUGAUACUUCCCUGUUUUGGAAAUAAUGCAGUCACUUAAUAGUUAUUACAUAAAGUUGUAUGUUACUCCUGUAUUCUUUUGUUAAUGCUUUUAAGUAUGUUACACGUUGCAUAUCGUGAUUUCUGAAGAUUAAAAAGUUCAUUUUCAAAAAAUACGAAUUUAAAAAUACCUUGAUAGAUUUGUGAAGUUUCUAAAUAUUUAAAACAAAGUUUUAGUGAUGGACAUACAUAGAAAUGUAUACCACACACUUCUUACCCAAAUAAUUGGCAGUUUGGGAUAACUCCAAUAAUACUAAAGAAUGGAGACAGGAGAGAAGGGAAUGUGAUUGGAACUGUGUGUGCACACAAAGAGUUCUGUUUGUUCUAGGACGCUGCGUUUGCAAUUUUAUCUAAAAACACAGUUUAUUAAAUUUAUCUCUAAAUCGUCUGCCUUUGAACCAGAUUUAUUUUGUCAACCUCCGAUGUGGGCAAAUUUUAAUCAGCCUUUUAGCAGUUAUUCUAAAAGCCUGGGGCUAAUUAGAAAUGGCAUAAUGCAGUUGCUUGUGGACUGAACAGGCAGUUUUUUAAGUGGCAGCCAUUUUAUGAUGCUGAUAAUUCUUAAGAAUCGGGAUUUCUGAGAAGACAAAAUCGAAUUGAAACUUGAAAUAUCAAAACUCCUUCCCACCCCCAGCCUCCCCUUUCUUGGUUCUCUGGUGCGAAAAUAAGGGGCAGCUUGGUAGGUAGCGCGGGCAGCAACUCCGUGAGCCCCUGGCAUCUUGGUGCAGGUCCAGCUCAGUCACAAAAUGGCUGUUCCUUUGUGCCGCAGCGCUGACAGACAUACUGCAUUGCACUGUGUACUCGCCAAACAGCAGGAAGUUGCCGUGCCGAGUUCAAAGGCCGGCCGGCGCCGGCGCCGGCGCAUGCUGCUGAUUGGCUGUGCGCACGCCUGGUAACAGCGGGUCAACAGCGGCGGCCUUCGGCAGGCCCCGCCCCGUGACGUCAGGCGCGUCCCCUCGCUCCUAGGAGGAGCGAACGCAGUGACGUAGGGCUGCGUGCGCAGCCGGGGUGCUGCCUCUUCGUCUGGGGAGCCGGCAGCUUUGGGGGCGCGGGGUAGGAAAGGGAACGGGAAGCAACCCGGACUGGGGCUUUCCGGUGGGUGGUCACCCGACCGAUUUCGCCUCUGGCAGUCCUCUGCGCCCUUCCUCUUAGUCCACACCCUGCAGCGUGUAUUUUCUUUGCCCUUCCGUCGGAAGGGUUGGCGUCUCAGAAAGCGGCUUCUACUUUUGGAGAAAGUAGAAGGCACUAUUCGGAAGCCUUAAAAUCGAAAACCUACCAGUUUUUACAUUUUUCGCUUUCCUUUCUCAUAUUCUAGCGGGUCUUUUUUUUUUUUUUUUUCCUUUUUUUACCUUUUUUGUUCAGCGUGAAGAGAUUAGUAAACUUAAUCUUGUGUUACCAUUGACCAAAACCUUUUCACUGCCAAGAGGAGAUAUUUUUGUUUACAGUGAAAGGUCUUAACGGGUGUUACAGCUGUUGGGUGAUCAUGGCUCAUAAAAAAAGGGAGGAUUAUUUGAACUUGUCCCCGUCCCCGUGCAUUUUUACUUGGUACCGUACAUAUUCUCAGUUGGCAUUUGAUGGAGGAAAACCCAGCCACUCAGCAUCUGAAGAGGCUUCGGGUUCAGACUCAGGCAGCCAGUCGGAGAGUGAGCAGGGCAGCGAUCCAGGAAGUGGACAUGGCAGUGAGUCAAAUAGCAGUUCUGAAUCUUCAGAGAGCCAGUCGGAAUCUGAAAGUGAGUCGGCGGGUUCCAAAUCCCAGCCAGUCCUUCCAGAAGCCAAAGAGAAGCCAGCCUCUAAGAAGGAACGGAUAGCUGAUGUGAAGAAGAUGUGGGAAGAAUAUCCUGAUGUUUAUGGGGUUAGGCGGUCAAACCGAAGCAGACAAGAACCAUCACGAUUUAAUAUUAAGGAGGAGGCAAGUAGCGGGUCUGAGAGUGGGAGCCCAAAAAGAAGAGGCCAGAGGCAGCUGAAGAAACAAGAAAAAUGGAAACGGGAGCCCUCAGAAGAUGAACAGGAACAAGGCACCAGUGCAGAGAGCGAACCAGAGCAGAAAAAAGUGAAAGCCAGAAGACCUGUCCCCAGAAGAACAGUGCCCAAACCUCGUGUUAAAAAGCAACCUAAGACUCAGCGUGGAAAGAGAAAAAGGCAAGAUUCUUCUGAUGACGAUGAUGAAGAUGAUGAAGCUCCUAAAAGGCAGACUCGUCGCAGAGCAGCUAAAAAUGUUAGCUAUAAGGAAGAUGACGACUUUGAGACCGACUCUGACGACCUCAUCGAAAUGACCGGAGAAGGAGCCGAUGAACAGCAGGACAACAGUGAAACUAUUGAGAAGGUCUUAGACUCAAGGCUGGGAAAGAAAGGAGCUACGGGAGCUUCUACUACUGUAUAUGCGAUUGAAGCUAAUGGAGACCCAAGUGGCGACUUUGACACUGAAAAGGAUGAGGGUGAAGUCCAGUACCUCAUCAAGUGGAAGGGUUGGUCUUACAUCCACAGCACAUGGGAGAGUGAAGAAUCCUUACAACAGCAGAAAGUGAAGGGUCUAAAAAAAUUAGAGAACUUCAAGAAGAAAGAGGAUGAAAUCAAGCAAUGGUUAGGAAAAGUCUCUCCUGAAGAUGUGGAAUAUUUCAACUGCCAACAAGAGCUGGCCUCAGAGUUGAACAAACAGUAUCAGAUAGUCGAAAGAAUAAUCGCCGUGAAGACAAGCAAAUCUACAUUGGGUCAAUCAGAUUUUCCAGCUCACAGUCGGAAGCCGGCACCUUCAAAUGAACCUGAAUAUCUAUGCAAAUGGAUGGGACUGCCCUAUUCAGAGUGCAGCUGGGAAGAUGAAGCUUUGAUUGGAAAGAAGUUCCAGAGCUGUAUUGACAGCUUCCAUAGUCGGAACAACUCAAAAACCAUCCCGACGAGAGAAUGCAAGGCCUUGAAGCAGAGACCACGAUUUGUGGCUUUAAAGAAACAGCCAGCAUAUUUAGGAGGGGAGAAUCUGGAGCUUCGUGAUUAUCAGCUAGAAGGUCUCAACUGGCUUGCUCAUUCCUGGUGCAAAAGUAACAGUGUAAUCCUUGCUGAUGAAAUGGGCCUAGGAAAGACCAUCCAGACCAUAUCAUUCCUCUCCUACCUGUUCCACCAACACCAGCUGUAUGGCCCCUUUCUUAUAGUCGUCCCUUUAUCCACCCUCACCUCAUGGCAGAGGGAGUUUGAAAUCUGGGCACCAGAGAUUAACGUAGUGGUUUACAUAGGUGACCUGAUGAGCAGAAAUACGAUACGGGAAUAUGAAUGGAUUCAUUCUCAGACUAAAAGGCUGAAGUUCAAUGCACUUAUAACAACAUAUGAGAUUCUCUUAAAAGAUAAGACUGUGCUGGGCAGUAUUAACUGGGCCUUUCUGGGAGUGGAUGAAGCCCAUCGGUUGAAGAAUGAUGACUCUUUAUUGUAUAAAACUCUGAUUGAUUUCAAGUCCCACCAUAGGCUCCUGAUUACGGGGACCCCUCUGCAGAAUUCCCUCAAAGAGCUCUGGUCCUUGCUGCACUUUAUUAUGCCGGAGAAGUUUGAAUUCUGGGAAGAUUUUGAAGAGGACCAUGGGAAAGGAAGGGAAAACGGCUAUCAGAGUCUCCAUAAGGUGUUGGAACCCUUCCUUCUCCGUAGGGUCAAAAAGGAUGUAGAAAAAUCCCUUCCUGCCAAAGUGGAACAGAUCCUCAGGGUGGAGAUGUCUGCUCUGCAGAAGCAGUAUUACAAAUGGAUUCUGACCAGGAAUUACAAGGCUCUUGCCAAGGGAACACGAGGCAGCACGUCUGGUUUCCUGAACAUUGUGAUGGAAUUGAAAAAAUGCUGCAACCAUUGCUACCUGAUCAAACCCCCAGAAGACAGUGAGCGAGAGAACGGGCAGGAGGUUCUCCUGUCCCUGAUCAGGAGCAGUGGGAAGCUGAUUCUAUUAGAUAAACUGUUGACAAGACUUCGAGAAAGGGGGAAUAGAGUCCUUAUCUUCUCCCAGAUGGUCCGAAUGUUGGACAUCCUGGCUGAGUACCUGACUAUCAAGCACUAUCCUUUCCAGCGUCUGGAUGGUUCCAUCAAGGGAGAAAUCCGAAAACAGGCCCUGGACCACUUCAAUGCAGAUGGGUCUGAGGACUUCUGUUUCCUGCUCUCGACAAGGGCUGGUGGCCUGGGAAUCAAUCUGGCUUCGGCAGACACGGUCGUCAUCUUUGACUCUGACUGGAACCCCCAGAACGACUUGCAGGCACAAGCCCGAGCCCACAGAAUUGGUCAGAAGAAGCAGGUAAAUAUUUACCGGUUGGUUACAAAGGGGACUGUGGAGGAGGAGAUCAUUGAACGGGCCAAAAAGAAGAUGGUAUUGGACCAUCUGGUGAUUCAGCGCAUGGAUACCACUGGCCGGACAGUUCUAGAAAACAACUCAGGAAGGUCCAACUCAAAUCCUUUUAAUAAAGAAGAGCUGACAGCUAUUUUGAAAUUUGGAGCAGAGGAUCUCUUCAAAGAACUUGAAGGGGAGGAGUCAGAGCCUCAGGAAAUGGACAUAGAUGAAAUUUUACGCUUGGCUGAAACUAGAGAGAAUGAAGUGUCAACAAGUGCGACAGAUGAGCUUCUGUCACAGUUUAAGGUUGCCAACUUUGCAACAAUGGAAGAUGAAGAAGAGCUAGAAGAGCGGCCUCAUAAGGACUGGGAUGAGAUCAUUCCAGAGGAGCAAAGAAAAAAAGUAGAGGAGGAAGAGCGUCAGAAGGAGCUAGAAGAAAUUUAUAUGUUGCCUCGAAUUCGGAGUUCCACUAAAAAGGCUCAGACAAAUGACAGUGACUCUGACACUGAGUCCAAGAGGCAAGCCCAGAGAUCCUCUGCCUCUGAGAGUGAGACCGAUGACUCCGAUGAUGACAAGAAGCCAAAGCGCAGGGGGCGCCCCCGAAGCGUGCGGAAGGACCUUGUCGAGGGAUUUACCGAUGCAGAGAUCCGAAGGUUCAUCAAGGCAUAUAAGAAGUUUGGUCUCCCUCUUGAACGGCUGGAGUGCAUAGCCCGAGAUGCAGAGCUGGUAGAUAAGUCCGUAGCGGAUCUGAAACGCCUGGGUGAGCUGAUUCACAACAGCUGUGUAUCAGCAAUGCAGGAGUAUGAAGAACAGCUGAAAGAAAAUGCCAGCGAGGGGAAAGGACCAGGGAAAAAGAGAGGCCCAACAAUCAAAAUAUCUGGGGUUCAGGUUAAUGUGAAAUCCAUUAUACAACAUGAGGAAGAGUUUGAGAUGCUGCAUAAAUCUAUCCCUGUGGACCCUGAAGAAAAAAAAAAAUACUGCUUAACCUGUCGAGUGAAAGCUGCACAUUUCGAUGUCGAGUGGGGGGUAGAGGAUGAUUCGCGUUUACUCCUGGGAAUUUAUGAGCAUGGCUAUGGAAACUGGGAGUUAAUUAAAACGGAUCCAGAGCUUAAGUUAACUGACAAAAUUCUGCCCGUGGAGACGGAUAAAAAGCCGCAGGGGAAGCAGCUGCAGACCCGGGCGGACUACUUGCUGAAGCUGCUCAGGAAGAGUCUGGAGAAGAAGGGGGCUGUGACGGGCGGGGAAGAGGCCAAAUUAAAGAAGCGGAAGCCUCGAGUAAAGAAGGAAAACAAAGAGCCCAGGCUGAAAGAUGAGCAUGGGAUUGAGUUUUCAUCACCUAGACACUCAGACAAUCCAUCGGAAGAGGGAGAAGUAAAGGAUGAUGGCUUAGAAAAAAGUCCAAUGAAAAAGAAACAGAAGAAGAAAGAGAACAAGGAGAACAAGGAGAAACAAAUGAGUUCUAGGAAAGACAAAGAAGGGGACAAGGAGAGGAAGAAGUCAAAAGAUAAGAAAGAGAAGCCUAAAGGUGGUGAUGCCAAAUCUUCAAGUAAAUCAAAGCGAUCUCAGGGUCCUGUCCAUAUUACAGCAGGAAGUGAGCCUGUCCCCAUUGGAGAGGAUGAGGACGAUGAUCUGGACCAGGAGACAUUCAGCAUAUGCAAAGAGAGGAUGAGGCCCGUGAAAAAGGCACUGAAACAGCUGGACAAACCUGACAAGGGGCUCAAUGUGCAGGAACAGCUGGAGCAUACCCGAAAUUGCCUGCUGAAAAUCGGAGACCGGAUAGCCGAGUGCCUUAAAGCCUACUCAGACCAGGAGCACAUCAAACUGUGGAGGAGGAACCUAUGGAUUUUUGUUUCCAAGUUUACAGAAUUUGAUGCUCGAAAAUUGCAUAAAUUGUACAAGAUGGCUCAUAAGAAAAGAUCUCAAGAAGAGGAGGAGCAAAAGAAGAAAGAUGAUGUGAUUGGUGGUAAGAAGCCAUUUCGACCAGAGGCCUCAGGCUCCAGCCGGGACUCCCUGAUAUCUCAGUCCCACACCCCACACAACCUUCACCCUCAGAAGCCUCACUUGCCUGCCUCCCAUGGCCCACAGAUGCACGGACACCCAAGAGAUAACUAUAAUCACCCCAACAAGAGACACUUUAGUAAUGCAGAUCGAGGAGACUGGCAGAGGGAAAGAAAGUUCAACUAUGGUGGUGGCAACAGCAAUCCUCCGUGGGGUAGUGACCGGCACCACCAGUAUGAGCAGCACUGGUACAAGGACCACCAUUAUGGGGACCGGCGACACAUGGACGCCCACCGCUCUGGGAGCUACAGACCCAACAAUCUGUCCAGAAAAAGACCUUAUGACCAGUACAGUAGCGACCGAGACCACAGGGGACACAGAGAUUAUUAUGACAGGCACCAUCAUGACUCCAAGCGGAGGAGAGCCGAUGAAUUUCGGCCUCAAAAUUACCACCAGCAGGAUUUCCGACGAAUGUCUGAUCACCGCCCCCCUGUGGGCUACCAUGGCCAGGGACCCUCGGACCAUUACCGCUCUUUCCACACAGACAAACUGGGGGAGUAUAAACAACCCCUGCCCCCCCUGCACCCCGCCGUCUCAGACCCUCGCUCGCCCCCUUCUCAGAAAUCCCCCCACGAUUCCAAGUCACCCCUGGAUCACAGGUCUCCUUUGGAGAGAUCACUAGAACAGAAAAACAACCCAGAUUAUAACUGGAAUGUUCGGAAAACAUAAAGGACAGCUGGGAAUGAAGGGGAGAGCAAGAGUCAUUAAGCACCUGGAUAUUUUUGGUCUGAUCCAGUAGGAGCCAGUUAUCUAGACCAGUGAGUGGAGUUUCUGGACAUGCUGCUGCUGUCAGCUCGCCGGUGGAAGGAGCACCUCAAGGAGCGGGGGGCCUUUCACUUGGUCCAGCUUGGGUUUGGGUCGCCACUCCUGCACUUUGACACCCCCUCCCAUUCCAGCCUGGUCCUGGCCUCCCACUGCGAGGAGUGCUAGGAGGAAGACGUGACUUUUGUGUCCCAGCUUCGUGGGCUGUGUUUCCCCAGUGAAGGAAGAAGGGAUCUCAGUCACGAGGAUUUUGUUGCUGGGUCCGUGUGCUCUGGGCCCAUGUGCAGUGGGCUGGGAAGGAGCGUGUGUGUGUGUGUGAAGGUUGACGGGACCUGCUGGGCCGUGCGUGAUCUGCUUCACUGUGAUGUGACGGAUGCUGCUGACAGGGCGGGGCGUGGGUGUCGCCUCGUAAGACUUGAAGGGGAGCAGGUACACUCCUCACAUGUGUUCUUGGGAGAACCAUACACUUGGGCCUCCUUGUGAUGCCUUUGGUGCAGGGGCUGGUGGGGAGCAGCUUCCACAGUGGCCCCUUCCCUACAACACUAACCUUUCCCACACUAUCUGGACAUUUCAGAGGUUCGGUCUCCUGAGCGGGUCUCCUUUGCCCUGGUCCAGGGGAGAGUCGGGCCUAUCUGGCUAACUUGUGCGUACUGUGAGUUUUCGGCAGCGUUGGAGCUGGCGUGGGUCUUCCUUGGCUGGGAGUGGGGUGAGAGGGGUGAGAGAGGGGCUAGAGGGGCGGUGUGGCCAGGGACCCGGAAUCCCCGGUGGGGUUCUGAUUCCUGGGAUGAGCAGUCUGAGGGCAGGGCCUGGAGAGGAGGGGAAGCUUGCUGCAAGCGCGCGCCCAGGCAGGGGUGUGGGUGGCAGGCAUGCUUCCCGGGGGAGGUUGGGGGGGGGGGGCUUCACUGUUGCGCCAGGUCAGCGUUUGCAGCCACGCUCGUUACUUCAGUUCCCUUCGCACAGCUUGAAGAAGUAGACUGCACAGAACAUGCAACUCCUGACGCCACAGGGCGGGUGGACAGAUGAAGUCUGGGUCCCUGUUGGGAACAGGCUCCCACUCCCAGUCGGAGAUCGUUAGAAUUGAACUCCAUUGUUUUUAGAAUGAGAUCAAAUAAGGCGUACACCUAAGGUAAAGUUUUUCCAAAAUAGGAAGCCUCCAAGGACAGGGGACUGAGCUGCAGACAGUAAGAGUCCUACUCGGGUUGAACAGAGUCAGAAGUGGGAAGGUGAGUCAGUUGUACCAAUUAAUCAGGCUCCUUUCAUUUUACAUUCUACGGAUACUGGGCCUUCCAUUUUAUUCCCUUUAAAUAUAGCUUGCCAGUAUUGUUUGACUGUCCAAAGGCCUUUCUAGGUGGAAUAACUGACUUGAACCUACACUGUGCCUAUAUGCGUCCAGGCUCAGAGCUGGUGACCACCUUUCCAUUGGGUGUGCACAGGGUUAAACUCCCUGAACUGACCUGUGAGGACUUCAUAAAACUGUUAUCGCUUACUUGCUGGUAACCUGGGCAGCACCAUUAUUGCCUUUACUGAGAAAUUCCCAAGUCCGCUCGCCCUAGGGAAGCAGAUGUGGCUUUGGUGGGUCAUCGCACGCAGCCUCGUGGGGCUGGCCGGGUGUGAGUUCCACAUGAGAGUCUGGGUCCUCACAGCUUAUGUUGGGAGCUUAGUAGGUCUGCCCCUUCCUUAUUUAUCUCCUCUCGGGACUGGGAUUGUUCACCGUGGGCUCGUAUCCGGUGACCAUGCCCUGGACCACAGCCCGAAGAAUGCCUGGGAGCCUCUGGCCACAGCCACUCCACUGGGCACAUGCUGUGACUGCUUGGGAGAGAAGAGGGUGUCUGCUGUGGCCUCCACCAGCUUAACUUCUUGCUGACACUACCCUGUGUCUUUCUUGCCCAGGCCAAAGAGGAGGGCUAGGUUGGCUUGUCCCUUCCUGUGGUGGGAGGAAGGGAGGGAGGGAUGAGCCCCAGGAUGUCUUCCCCUGUGGGAGGGAAGUCAGGCUGUGUCCCCUGGGAAGCCAGGAAAGUCACCGGAGGCCCUGUGUUUCAAUACUCAUCAGGGUUUUUUUUUCCUCUGAAGCUGAUAGGAGAUGUGAGUUAUUCCCAAAGAUGUCUCAUCAUGAAGAAAAAGGAACUUCCUUUUGUUUACAUUCAGGACUUACUGUGCCAUAUGAUGUAGCAAAAGGCAAUAUUAGCCAGAUCAGUGUUAAAUUGAUUAUAAAAUUACAGUAUCCCCAUAAAAGCAUCUAUUUUAGGUGUUGAGGUAUGUUUAAAGAGUCAGGAAAAAGGAGGCAUUUCCUCACUGACCUAAAUCAGUAUGAAUAUUGUAUGCUUUUAUCAAAAACAGAUUUGCACAGAUAGGAAUUCUCUCCCUUGUGGAUAGGAUAAAGUACCCCAGGAACCUGUGAGGGUGAUAUCACAGAGCCUAGCUUUGAAAGAUUCAGUAAUUGGGUGGAGACUGCAGGGGUUGAGGAAGAGGGGAGUUGGCAUCACCUGAAGUCUGAGUGUGGAACAAGGGUUAGCAUGGUAUCCCACAGCCCUGGGAAGGGGUGCGGUGAGAGCCCCAGGCAUCACUGCGGUCUUUCGGAGAUGCUGGAGAGAAGCUGCCAGGCCCUCUGCAGAGCCCCAUCUUACGGCCCCUGGUCCCCCUCUCUCCUAGUCCUUGCGUUGGCCCUUUCACGGGAAGCCAGAACACUUCUCGCAUCGUGCUGCAGGCACUCUAGCCUGAUGGCUGAGAGCUAUAUCAGGAUGUGUGGUGCACACGCGAUUCGGUUACGAAUUCACAUGGGGACACUGGAACCCUACAGACCAAAAUCCACUCGUCAGCAGGAAUGGUGGCCCGGGGCCCAGCACUGGUGGUCUUCCGGGCUCGUCUGAGGGCCGCAGUAUCAGGCGGAGAGAGCCAGGCCAAGGGUCCAGGCUGCUUUAGUCCAUCUGACCCCACUCGUUUGGGGACAGAUGGUUUUUCUUUAUUGUAAAAUUGUGGACUUUUCAAACCUGUUGACUAAACAGUAAUUAAUUUAUAUUUGUGAAAAAUGCCACUGUCCUAGUGAUUUCUGAUGUAAAUAAUGUUGUUUAUAUAGUAUGUAUUAAAUUUUCCUACAUUGUA
This is a messenger RNA of Leopardus geoffroyi (Geoffroy's cat), 11628 nucleotides long. RefSeq names its product chromodomain helicase DNA binding protein 2 (gene CHD2). Gene Ontology annotation, cellular component: nucleus; chromatin. The coding region runs from base 2905 to 8436 and encodes 1843 amino acids. Gene Ontology annotation, molecular function: ATP hydrolysis activity; ATP binding; ATP-dependent chromatin remodeler activity. Gene Ontology annotation, biological process: nucleosome organization; regulation of transcription by RNA polymerase II. NCBI's taxonomy places the organism in Eukaryota, Metazoa, Chordata, Mammalia, Carnivora, Felidae. The transcript is spliced from 39 exons. The record is from RefSeq and is a predicted model, not a curated record.